AUGGCGAACUACGGUGUCACAGUUUUCUUAGACUUUAAUCCUUCAUUUACAAUUGUCUCUUUAAUUGACCUCCCUUAUGACCUGCAUCUCAAACUUGCAGAGUAUCUCAGACUCAAUGACAAGAUUGUUGUCAGCAAGGCCUCCGAUAUUCUCAGAAAAAUAUAUCAGCCAUUGGCUUGGGCUCAUGUAGUCGUCAUAUGUUAUUCUCCAUCCACCUCCAGUCCCCGGCGCUCAGUCCCAAUUCUUUCGCUCUUGUUCCCUGAAAGGUACAGCUGGCUUCCUACGGAAUCUAUUGAAACAUUAUACUUUAAUCCAUUCCAAAUUCAUGCAAUGUUUGGUUAUACUUUUUUCCAAUUCCCAUUUGACUUUUCUAAAUUCCCCAAUCUCAAGAAAAUUUUCUUUAAAUUUUUGCCUGCAGUUUGCUAUGACCAAUUUUAUAAUUCUAAACUAUUCUCAUCCAUCAAAGCAGGACCUGUUCCAAUCUACUGUGAUGUCAGAUAUAGAGACAACGAUACGGAGCAUGGCCGAGAAAACUUAAAGUCCUGUAACAUUGACCGUAACUACUUCCACAUGCUGUCAGUUGGCCAAUACUAUUCAUUGCCAAAUCUAUCGGGAAAUAUGGACAGGCUUACUGUUUUGUGCUUUUGCAUUAACAGUGUUGCUGAAAGCGAGGCAGAGAAGAUAAUCAAAUGUAUCAAUAAUCUUCAAAGCAUCAAAGAGCUUGCCAUAACUGCAUACUUUAGUUUCAAACAUGUGGGAGAAAGCAAAAUAAGCGUGCUGGAAUCCUUUUCACAUUUGUCCGAUCUUAAGCUUGAAAACCUAUAA
Molecule: messenger RNA, 825 nt
Organism: Magnusiomyces paraingens
Lineage: Eukaryota; Fungi; Ascomycota; Dipodascomycetes; Dipodascales; Dipodascaceae
Exons: 2
Coding region: 1-825 (274 amino acids)
Source: RefSeq, a predicted model, not a curated record